UUUUUUUUUUUUCCAUUCAUCUUGAAUUUGCAGUCUGCAUGCUUCAGUCUCCUGAAGACCGGAUGAGGCCUGGCACAAACACAAGAAAAUGUUAGAGCAGUGGUUCUCAACCUCCCUAAAGCUGCGACCCAUUAAUACAGUUCCUCAUGUUGUGGUGAUCCACAAGCUAUAUAAUUAUUUUCGGUACUACUUUAUAACUGUAAUUUUGCUACUGUUAGGAAUCCUAAUGUAAAUAUCUGUGUUUUCUGAUGGUCUUAGGUGGUCCCUGUGAAAGGUCAUUUGACCCCCAAGGGGGGGGGGGAUCUCGACCAACAGGUUGAGAACCACUGUGAUAGAAGAAAGCAUAAUUAUCUUUCCAGUCUUAGAGGUCUUGGCUUCAUCUCCAGUUUGCAAAACAAAACCUAAGGCCAAUACCAACGACUAGACCAAUAUACACAACGGCUAGAAGGGACAGUGGGAGAAAGCAGAGGCAGCGGGAACUCCAAGGAGCCUGAGCAACCUUUCCCUGGGUAGAUGUGGGACUGCACCUUUGGAGAAUGUAUUUUACUGAGUUCCCUGAUCAUGCCUACACCCUCGCUGGGGUGAGAAUAUGCUUAUCUCACAUAUUAAGCAUGUGAUAAUGUGAUGAUGGUGUUCUCAGCCCUGGUAGGGCAACGACACAACCCCCAGCCCAGUGAGCUAGGUUUGGGGUGGGGAUUUGGGGGCAGAGGGCAGCGGAAUCUCCUAGCCCUUCCAGCUGGUCCAAGAUCACACCCAGAGGCCUCCACCCAUCACAGCCCCGAGCACGCUUGCGCACUCCGCUGCGUUGGCCCAGUCUUUCCCACCAUGGACUACAUUUCCCACAGGCCUCUGCGCAGCAUCCUUCCGGCUGCUUAGCGCCGGUCCGCUCUGAGAGGUGAGUUGGUCCCUUGCACUGAGGAAAUUGUCGCGGGGGCAGCGUAGGUUUGUCUUUAGUUGGCUUGAGAGACUUGGAGUCGGUGACGCUGAGUGGACACCGCGUACCCCGUUGCAUCCUCCGUCUUCCCGCUGCAGAGCCCAGAGGCCCAGCAUGGCUCUGAGUUCUGUGUGUGAACCUCAGAGUGAGGGCCCUCCGUACAAAAAGACAGCGCAGCUGCCACCGCAGGGCUGCUUUGUACGCGCUCCCUCCCCGCCAGGCAGCCCCGGUGGCCGUCGCCUGUCAAACCUGCCCCUCCGGUGGCGGCCAGUGUCCUCUCCAUCCGCGGCGCUCCAUUUCCAGUAGGUUAUGUGUGUGGAAGGGCUGGUCGCGAGGGGUGUGUCCCCAGGCUACCAAGCCCGCACCUUCCCGGUUUGACCUUUUCCCCAGACUUGUUCAUUUUAGGGAAGGCGAGGGAAUAAAAGCAGGAAACGAUUGUUGUUGCAUACAUAGAGACCCAACAUUACUGCGGAAAAAAAAAUAGCCUAACUUUCUUCUUUCUCGUUGUCCUAUGAAGUGUACUCCUUGUUUUUCCAGGCAUGGGGACAUUUACUCCUCAUUACUGUGAAAGUGAAAAUGAAGUUAGCUUGGAAAGAAGCAGCGGUUUGGUGUUAUCUUGGUCAGGGUAGAGGAGACAGAUUCAUGCAGACUGAUACAGAAGCCAGGAGAAGGUGUCUGAUUCCCAGGAACUGGAGUUAUAGACGGUCGUGAAACACCAUGUGAGUACGGGGAAUCACACUUGCAUCCUCUGCUAGAGCAGCCACUGCUCCUAGCAGUACAGCUGUUUCCAGCCUCACAGGUUUUAAAUUUUUAACAUGUUCGUUUUUUACGUAUGUGAGUGUUUCUGUCUGCUUUUCUUUCUGUGCACCACUGAGUGUGACUGCGCCUGAGGAGCCCUGAAGAGGGCAUCGGAUUCUCUGGAACUGGAGUUACAGCAGUCACGUAGGUGCUGAGAGUGUAACCCGCUGAUCCAUCUCUGCAUUCCAGGCUGCAGCUUUCUUAUCCACGAAGCCUGCUUUGCUAGUUCGUUUUUAAUUACUGUGGAAGAUUCCUUUGCUAAACCACGCUUCUUACCAGAAUAGCACGUUUUGUUCUUGUUUUAAACAAUUUGUACCUAUACUGACCAGGAAUUCACUGUAACCCAUGUGAUCUCAAAUUUGUGGGUGAUCCUCCUGCCUCAGCCUCCAGGCUGCAAUGUGUGCCACUGUGCCCAGCCAGAAUAACACUUAAUCUUCAAUCAAUCUCUGUCUCUUUUAAUCCCAUUUUAGCAACAGCAGCCAGGUCUAAACCCCUAAAUUACCAAGCUCUUCAAAGCCUUUUGCCCGGGGGCGGGGGUGGGGUGGGGUUGGGGGGCUGGCAGGGUACCUCACUGGUAGAGAGCUAGUCUAGCUUAGAGCAAGUGUGGGCUAGGCAUGGGGAGCUUACAAAAGGGCCUUUUCACUUGUAUCUCACCCAUCACAUUCUAGUUGCUCCUGCGCCCUUCCCAUCCUCAGCGCAUCAAUCAAGAUUUGGUAGGUAGCAGGACAUCGACUUUUGCUCCAGUCCUGCUCCAAAAAAAUCUCAAGCUUUCACAGUCAACGUGACCUCUUAACCUGGUGCUUUGGCCUUCUGCCUCUGUGAGGUUGGAUUCUUCAUGAUUCCUCCUUUCUAGGAGUUAACUCGCACCAGGAUCGAAAGGUGUUCAGUUUCUCUUGAGAGCUGCGUUUUUCCGAUUGUGUUGAGAUGGUCUACAAGUAAACCGUAAAGAGAAGCUAGCCAUCCUUAGCACUGGCACAGCAGUAUCUAGUUGGAACGGCCAUGAAGUCAGCACAGCUGUUCAGCAAAGAUGCAGCAAAGCUGAGCCACAAGCUGCGGAUCAGCCGGGCAGUGGUGGCACACGCCUUUAGUCCCAGCACUUGGAGGGCAGAGGCAGGCGGAUCUCUGAGUUUGAGGCCAGCCUGGUCUAAAGAGUGAGUUCCAGGACAGCCAGGGCUAUACAGAGAAACCCUGUCUCAAAAAACAAACAAACAAACAAAAAAAACAAAACAAAAAAACAAACAAAAAAGGUAAACAAGAUUCAGGGGGCUAGAGGAGUUGGCAGUAGAUCAGAUUACAAGCUUCUCCCUGCCAUACACUCAGGCAAUUAGGUAGCACAGAAGAUCGGGGGGUGCUGCAUAUGGUCUGCAGUUGUCUCUGCCUUAUACAGGGGCUUAUACUGAUGGACAUAGAACCGUGUGGAAGGGGCUGGUGAGAUGGCUCAGUAGGUAAGAGUACCCGACUGCUCUUCUGAAGGUCCUGAGUUCAAAUCCCAGCAACCACAUGGUGGCUCACAACCAUCCAUAACAAGAUCUGACUCCCUCUUCUGAUGUGUCUGAAGACAGCUACAGUGUACUUACAUAUAAUGAAUAAAUAAAUCUUAAAAAAAAAAAGAGCAGUGUGGAAAAUGAUAAAACAUUGAGGUAUCAGAACCCCCUUUAGAGAACUUAGCUUGUGUAGGGCUACUGUGGUAUCAUAUGACCAAGGAACAAAAGUAUACCAGGCUUACACAUGUAAAUACAAUCUACAAAGAUACAAAAUAUAAGUAUUGUAUUAUGGCAGACAUUGAAUAAUAGCUAUAGCAGCUUUGGCCUGAGGAUUUUUCUUGGGCCUAAUGACAGUUACACUGCCCUGGACAUGGCACUCUGCCUAUGCUGGCUUGAAGCUUUUCUUUCUGUCUAGUACCCUGGAAACUUCAAGAGCUGCAAGCCUGAGAACGGUCUGUCAUUUACCACAUAUGUUUGCUUUGGCAACAUUAGAAAUUGGGUUAGGGGUUGAUGAGGGAAAGUGAUGGUGAGAGAUUACUCUGUCGUAUUAAAGACGAUCAAACAUAUGGCCCCAGACAUGAGGGGGAAGCUAAACACAUGUCCAGGAAAACAUGAUUUCCAUCUCUUGGAAGAACAUGAAUCUGUCCCUGCCUACUGAGUUCUCUAUAAACAAAGAAGGGCCCUGACAGUUGGUUAAAGCUGCAAGAUUCUCCAGACCACUGCGCCUGACUCAACUCUUCCUCACCUACUCCCAUCUCCUCUCUGGAACCUGUCAACUGGCAAGGCAGUCCCCAACCCAACACUCUCCCCACCCCAGCAUCUGUCACCACCCCAACAUUUGUGAUAAGGAUAGGACUUCACCCAAGGGCUUCAUGAGCCUCCUGGGUAAGAGAGAGACCAGGAAUUAGAGUUGGGUGAACAGAGAAGAACUAUAAGAAGGUCAUGGGCCAUAACGAGUCUAAAGAAGGAAGACUCUUUAUAGCUAUAAUACAACAGACCCUGGAGAAAGAAAGGGAUCAGGGUUAGCACCUCUCAAUUAAUAAUAUUUUUGCAGUUUGUGCAGCAGUGUAGCCCUUGUUUCCCAGACCAAGGGACUUUGGAUUUGAAUUAUUGGACUAGAGUGUGGAGAGAGAUCCAAGUCUAGCAUCAAGAAUACAGACCUGAAACUGUGCCUGUUGAGAGUUUGUCUUACUGGGACUGAUGAGGAAAUAGACUUGGAAGAAGAGGCCUAAAAAUAUCACAAUCCAGUUUGGCCUCCUUUAACCUCCAAGGCCACAUCCCAACUUACCAAGCCUAAGAAGGGAAGACUAUUGGUGCCUCUUCAGUGGGAUGCAAAGGAGCUCUUGAGCAAGCCCAUCAAUUGUGAGAGCAGCUUGGAUAUUUUCCAGUGCUGGGGUUCGAACUCAGGCCUUUAUGUGUUGAGGCCAGCCCUCUCCCUCUGAGCCUUGUCUCCAGGAGUCUUCUGCUUUGGAGCCUCACGAGGAGAGAGCGUUGCUUGUUGACCCCCAGUUUAUCACAAAGAAAUACUGAAAAGAGCCGACCGGUUCCUGCAGUUCUAACACUAUGGCCCUGGCUCAGGGUUUAGUGACGUUUGGGGAUGUGGCUGUGGAUUUCUCUCAGGAGGAGUGGGAAUUCCUGGACCCUGCUCAGAAGAACCUGUACAGGGAUGUGAUGUGGGAGACCUAUAGCAAUUUUAUUUCACUGGAUUUGGAGUCUAGAUUCAAGACCGAUACUUCAUCUUCAGACAAGGGCAUUUGUGAAGUAUAUUCGUUACAGUGGGAGUUGAUUGAGAAAAUUAAAAACCUAAGCCCUCAGGGUUCUGGUCUUAGUGAUGAUCAGGAAUGUAAACACAAGACUGGGCUACAAAAGGAACCGCAGGAGGGUUAUUUUGGGCAGUUGAAAAUUACCUCUGAAAAAGUCACAUAUGAAAAGCACAGUUUCCUUUCUGAGUACCAGAGAGUUCAGAAUGGAGAAAAGUUCUAUGAAUGUAAAGAGUGUAGGAAGACCUUUAUCCGCCGCUCAACGCUUAGUCAGCACUUGAGGAUCCACACCGGCGAGAAACCUUACAAAUGCAAGGAGUGUGGGCAACCCUUCAGACAGCGGGCGCACCUUAUCCGACAUCACAAACUUCACACCGGUGAGAAGCCCUAUGAGUGUAAGGACUGUGGGAAGGCCUUUACAGUGCUCCAGGAACUCACACAGCACCAGCGUCUUCACACUGGUGAGAAGCCGUACGAAUGCAAGGAAUGUGGAAAGGCCUUCCGGGUCCAUCAGCAGCUGGCUCGGCAUCAGAGGAUUCACACUGGGGAAAAGCCCUAUGAGUGCAAGGAGUGUGGGAAGACCUUCAGACAGUGCACACACCUUACCCGACACCAGAGACUUCACACUUCUGAGAAACUCUAUGAAUGUAAGGAGUGUGGGAAAGCCUUCGUGUGUGGCCCAGACCUUCGAGUACAUCAGAAAAUCCACUUUGGUGAGAAGCCCUAUGCCUGUAAGGACUGUGGUAAGUCCUUCAGAAUAUGCCAACAGCUGACCGUCCACCAGAGUAUUCACACUGGGGAGAAACCCUAUGAAUGUAAGGAAUGUGGGAAGACCUUCAGAUUGAGGCAGCAGCUUGUUCGCCAUCAGAGAAUCCAUACCCACGAGAGACCCUAUGAGUGUCUGGAAUGCUGGAAGACCUUCAGUAGCUACUCCCAGCUGAUUUCACAUCAGAGCAUUCAUGUUGGGGAGAGACCGUACGAGUGUGAAGAGUGUGGGAAGGCCUUCCGGCUGCUCUCGCAGCUCACUCAGCACCAGAGCAUCCAUACAGGCGAGAAGCCUUAUGAAUGCCAGGAGUGUAGAAAACCCUUCCGGCUGUUGUCACAGCUCACUCAGCACCGGAGCAUCCACACCGGCGAGAAGCCUUAUGAAUGCAAGGACUGUGGCAAGGCUUUUAGACUUUAUUCAUUUCUUUCUCAGCACCAGAGGAUCCACACUGGUGAGAAGCCCUACAAAUGUAAGGAGUGUAAGAAGGCCUUCAGACAGCACUCACACCUGACCCAGCACCAGAAGAUCCACAGUGGAACCUGACAAGCUCUACACCAAGUUGUAACAUGUCAGGAAGUCCGUUUUUAAGAAUAAUUUAUUUUGUGCUUGUAAGUCAGCAUAAAUAAGACUGUGUUGCUUUAAAAGCCCACCAUCCCCACUUAAAUGUUACAUUUCUUCAGCAAAUUCCCAUGAAAGAAUUUUGAUGAAUGUAGGGAAACGUUUAGCCUCAUCUGUUAUCAUCUACAUCUCACCACUCUCUUCCAGUGUGACACUGGACAGGACCCUAAGCAUUAAUGCCUUGUUUUGCUCACUGUCAAAAUGGUGACAAUAGCACCUACACAUAUUAUUUAUCAUUAUGUAACAAAUUAAAUAGAAAAACAGUAGAUUAAAUAAUACACUUGUAUUAUCUAAAAAUUUCUAUAGAUCAAGAGUCCAGGUAUGCCUUAGUUGGGUCUUUGAGGUUUCAGCUAAGGCUGGCUCCCAUCCGAAAGCUUAGCUAGAGAAGGAUCCACAUUGGAGGGAACAGGUUAGACACCUGAAUUCAUUUCCUUAAGAGCUGAUCCACUGGGAUUCUCAGUUUCUGGAUGGCCAUUGGCUGGAAGAUGAGUGAAGCUCCUAGCCAUAUUGGCUGUCCAGUGUGGCUGCUGCUCUAAUGAUACUGCACAAGCCAAGAAAGGUGGCUGCUAGCAGGAUGGAGGCCAGCUAGCCAGACUGACGUGAUAAUCUGUGCCGUCUAAUCACAGAAGGAACAUCCAGUCAUUUUACCACAUUCUACUGGUAAAAUGGAGUUAUCAGACCAGCUUACUCCAGAAGUCUCGUGAAAUUGAAUGUCACAAGGAGGCUGGUGAGUGAGGCCCAGGGUAGAGCCCACCUGCUGUACUGCACAACAGCACUGACUUAAGGAUAAAGUAGUUAACACUUGACCAACUAGCAGUCAUGGUAGCAUGUAUCAUACAAUAACGUCUGUAAUUCUUACUGCCAGUAUUGUCAAUUCAUGUGAAAGGAAGAUGAUCCCAUGGAAGUAAUAAAUGUAGAAAUGCCUCCUUUCACAUCUCUGCAUUUAUAAACCUCAACAUAAUUUCUCCUGGGUAAGACCUAGGAAAUUAUAGGAAAUGGGAGAUUUUUGUCACUUGAGCAAAAACUUCAUGUUGAAAGGAGACUGAGUUUCAUGAAUGUGUGUUAUUAAAACUUAACUAUUAAGGAAUCCGAGGAAAUGACUUCUUCACAUUUCAAAAAAGCAGCUCAUUUAGAAUCCCUUCUCUGACCAAAUUCAUGUUUAAUCACGCAGUUUCAAGGAUAGCUAACAUAAAGGACAACUAGCAGCUUAGGGAUCUCAUUGUUAUGCACACACAUAUGUAAGUAUUGGGGCCACGGAAGUGCCUGUGUGGUUAAAGUGCUUGCUGUGUAAGCAUGAGGACCCAACUUUGGAUCCCCAGAACUCAAGUUAACUGCCAGGUAGAUGUAGUGGCUCACUUGUAAUUCCAGCCUCUGGAGAUAGAGACCAGAUAUCCAAAGCAAGAUGGCUAGCCAAACUAUAUCUAGCUAUAUCGGCGAGCUCUGGGUUGGAUUGAGAGCCCCUGCCCCAGUGCAUACAGUGGAAGAGUGAAUGGACAUGGUUCCUCAGAUAACCUAGGAUCUCCACAUGCACCUGGGCACAAGUCCACUGCACACAUACAAACAGAAAUCACACAAAUAAAUACCGUGCACACACAAAUAAAUAAAGAAGCUUUAUAGUCAA
Messenger RNA from Mus musculus (house mouse), 7981 nucleotides. It is a transcript of the gene Zfp14, whose product is annotated as zinc finger protein 14. The transcript is spliced from 6 exons. NCBI's taxonomy places the organism in Eukaryota, Metazoa, Chordata, Mammalia, Rodentia, Muridae. Bases 4780 to 6285 code for a protein of 501 amino acids. Gene Ontology annotation, biological process: regulation of DNA-templated transcription; in utero embryonic development. The record is from RefSeq and is a predicted model, not a curated record. Gene Ontology annotation, cellular component: nucleus.